GCUAUAUCCUUGGCAAUGACCUUCUCAUGGGCUUCGCAGCCGUGGUUGUUUCGGCUCGGUUCUACUGUCGGAUGCGCAUGGGAUCGAAGCGAGGACUAUGGUGGGAUGACUUGUUCAUACUAUUCGCAUUCGGCCAUUAUGGAUGGGAUCGACAUAUCUGGAACAUUCCUCUAGACGUACUAUCAAAGUCCGUCAAAGCAUAUACGGCAGCAAAGAUACUGUUCAUUGUGAGCAGUACGUGCGUACGAACAGCGCUAUUGCUGUUCUACCUGUGGCUCAUCAAAGACCUCGCCGAAAAAAGUCUCAGACGAAUCAUCUAUGUGGUGAUGGGCUUGAAUGCUGCUCUAUGCCUCGUCGGCAUUUUUGUUUCGAUAUUCCGAUGCAGUCCCAUAUCCGCAGCUUGGACGCCCAACGCCUCGGGUGCACACUGUUUCAGUGAGGGUGUCGCGGUCACCACAAUUGGAGCAUUACUGUCCGUGAUGGACUUUGUAGUAAACAUUCUACCACUCCCAAUUGUUGCACGCUUGAACGUAGCGUUCAAACAGAGAUUCGCGGCAACAGUGCUCCUUUCUCUGGGCACUAUUGCAACAGCUGCUGGCAUUGUCAGAGAGGUGUACGUAUAUCGUGCCUUCAUCGGUACCAAGGACUCGACAUGGGGUGCACUGCCUCUAUGGAUCUGCGCAGAUGUUGAGAUCUAUCUAUGUGCCUGCGUCCCCUCACUCCGUCCUCUUUGGACACAAUUGACUUCUUGGUUCUCGUCUAAGAAAGAUCGUUAUAUGCCAUCCAACAACCCGUCCCACCACUCCGCUGGAGACUGUAUGCCUCCCUCCAUGUCCUGGGACGAAUUCGACAAGGACGUCAUUUUCGACGGCACCUCCUCAUUCCACUCUGCAUCGAGGAUGUUCAAUGGCAAGAAGAAGAGCCACACCACAAGCAUCGCGACCCUCAUCGGGAAACCUCCUUCUCAAGCCGACUCCUUUUGCUUGACGAGUAACAACUCCGACUGGGAAAACGUCGCAUUGAGAGACUUGGAAUGUGGCCGACCCAAAGAAGUCCACGUCAGGACGUCUGUGAGACUACAACUGCAGUCGUUC
Messenger RNA from Aureobasidium uvarum, 1094 nucleotides. The record is from the annotation of a GenBank genome assembly. NCBI's taxonomy places the organism in Eukaryota, Fungi, Ascomycota, Dothideomycetes, Dothideales, Saccotheciaceae.